Polistes dominula (European paper wasp) is the source of this 2441-nucleotide messenger RNA. RefSeq lists its product as uncharacterized. Lineage: Eukaryota; Metazoa; Arthropoda; Insecta; Hymenoptera; Vespidae. The record is from RefSeq and is a predicted model, not a curated record. Gene Ontology annotation, cellular component: extracellular region.
AAAGAAUAAAAAAAAGGUGAAAGAAGAAGAGGAAGGAGAACAAAGAAAAAAUACAAUCGAAAGAUAGAAAAUAGUAGCAACAAGUAGUUAGAAGGGUUAGACAAAAUCAAAGGUGGUGAGACAGGUAUUUGGAUAAUAGUGGCGGGAGGUUGGUGGUGACUUACGAGAGUCAAAGUGUUUUCAUAGGCGGGAAAUUUAAAAAAUCGAAGGUCAUAUCGUCGUCAUCAUUCUCCUCAUCGUUCAUAGUUGUCACAUAGUCGUUGUUAUAUGUUAAUAUCAUUGUGGUAGAAGAGAAAGCCGACUAGUGGUUAUCGAUUGGUCUGCGACUUCAAGAGGAUGCACCCUUCUGAGUUUAACCUCGCAGUCACGUGCCAAGAGGCGGUGCUGAGGAUCGGAACGAGCGCAUAGGGCGAAGGGGGGGGAGGUGGCAAACGAGUAAGCAAGCUAGCAAACCAACCCCCCAUUGCUAACGUUCAAACGAAAAAGGGUGGAAAGCUGAAAGCUGAAAACCGGCUUUUCCCGGUUACACCGUCAAACCGUUGACGUCGUCUCCGUCGUAGUUGUGGAAAAUCGAUUGGGUGUACUCGGCCUACCCCACCACCACCACCAAUCCACCCUCUCAUCCUUUGCUGCAACCAUUCUCCAUCUAGUGCAAUGACCUCCAAACCAGGAAGGUCCUACAGCGUAAGGUCUCCACGCGUAGGAGGACCCCUCUCGCAAUCGUUAGCAAUGAUUCCACCGACUAUGCAUGGUCACGAGUUCAACCAACCCUUGUCGAGGGUUGUUAUGGUCCGUAAAACGGAUCAGAGAACUUUCAGUAAGGGUAGACGUGGUGGUGAACCUCUCUUGGAAACCGUAACCAGGGAAACCGUCGAAUUGUUCAACGGUGGCAGAGCUGAAAGAAAAUAUACUUCUGAAACUAGAGACAUCGUAACGCCAAAGUCAAACAGUAUGCCCUCGCUCAGCGUCAGUGGAACGAAAAAGAAGGUGGUCGGUUUUGUCGACCAGCUGUCGCCCGAAAGGUCGAGGACAGAAUCGGUUAGAUCUAAAUCACCUUUGACUGCGUCACCAGCAUCUCCAGGACCACUUUCAAAUUCAUUACACGGCAGUUUUCACGGUAGUUUAGGAAGCGAUGGCAUGUCUUGCAGCAGUGCAAGGUCUUCCUCUGCUUCACCUGAUUCUGCUAGAUAUUCCUCUUCACAGAUAACAAAGACUGACACGCGUAAACCAUCUGUGCGUAGAUCAGGACCACCAAAGGAAUUCAUCAAUAUGUGCUUGGAGACACACAAUUAUUAUCGGAUUCGACAUGGUGUACCACCUUUGCGACUUAGCAAACAGUUAUGCAAGACCAGCCAAGAUUGGGCAAAUAUUUUAGCAGCUAGGGGUAGAUUAGAACAUAGGGCUAACAUAGAUUAUGGUGAAAAUCUUUAUUGUAUGUGGAGUUCCAAUCCAAAGACAGUUGUUGGUGGUGAUGAGCCUGUAAACGAAUGGUAUGCUGAGGAAGCUUUACAUCAGUAUGGGAAGGAACCCACUACUUUAAAAACCGGUCAUUUUACUCAAGUAGUAUGGAGAGACAGUACUGAGUUAGGUGUUGGCAUGGCAAGGAAUAGAAACGGGGAAGUUUACGUUGUAUGCAAUUACAAUCCAGCUGGUAACUUCUUAGGUAGCUUUACGGAUAAUGUUCUUACACCUGGUGGCACUAGUCCAAGCAAAAGGAUAUCCUUUUCAAAAAGUCAAUAUACAUUAGACGAACAGGCCUGGCAACAAGAGGCCUUGUUAGUUCACAACGAAUACAGAAGGAGGCAUCGUGUACCUGACUUGAGGUUAAGUCCUGAAUUAACAGCAGCUGCUAAGGCAUGGGCCAAUACGCUGUUGAAUACAAAUAAACUGAUACCGCAAUCUUCCUCACCUUAUGGAGAAAAUAUUUACUCAAUGCAAUGUUCCGAUCCAAAAUUGGUAGUAUCAGCACGUGAAGUUGUAUCUAAAUGGUAUUCCGAGAAAAAGGAACAUAAGUUUGGUACGGAACCGAAGGUUCUUAAUACCUGUCAUUUCACACAAAUCGUAUGGAAAAACACGACUGAAAUGGGUAUAGCUAUGGCAAAAAGGGAUGGAACGUGCGUUGUUGUUGCGUGUUAUCACCCAAGGGGUAAUAUCGUUGGACAGUUUACGGAAAACGUUCCUAAACCUGUAAAGAACGUCUAGUCCGAAUUUGUCGGAAAAAAAAGAACAAAAAAUUCUGUCGAUAAUGUAUUUAAGGGCUGUAUUUAUAUAUAUAUAUAUAUAUAUACAUCGUGCAUAGAGAGACGACAAUACGCAUAAUUUAUGUAUAUAACACACGCGUGUGCAUAUACGUAGAAUAAACAUUCCACGUAAACUAUUAUUUCUCCGUCCCUUCUUUUUUUUUUGUUUGAUUAAUUUUUUUUUUCGUUUAUUUUAUUAAU